Messenger RNA from Closterium sp. NIES-65, 858 nucleotides. Lineage: Eukaryota; Viridiplantae; Streptophyta; Zygnematophyceae; Desmidiales; Closteriaceae. The record is from the annotation of a GenBank genome assembly.
AUGGAGCCCCAAGUAGGAGCCAUGGCUUGCGUGGCAGCGGCUGCUUUAGCAAACAGUUGCUUUGUCUUCACCGCUCACUGGUACGCCUCUCUCCUAGCGCGCCUGCAUCUCAACGCCUUCCGCCUCGCGCCGCUCCUCUCUGUCACCACCACUGCAGCAGCGGCUGACCACUCUCUCUUCGACUCAACCAUGCCAGACGGCAUCUUGCUCUCCUCGGCUGCACUCUUUCGAGCAGCGAGUGCAGCAGUGACGGGCGACGAGGCGGUCGGUACGGGGGUGUACCUCCUUCCUUCCUUGUUCAACCAUGACUGCGACCCCGAUCUGGACAUCUCAUGGCCCACUGACGCUACAGCCUCUACUGUAUUGCUCCUCUUGUUCUCUGUAUCUCCUGCUGCUGUAUCUCCUGCUGCUGCUGCUGCUGCUGAUGAUGAUGAUGAUGAUGAUGAUGAUGAUGAUGAUGAUGAUGAUGAUGAUGAUGAUGAUGAUGAUGAUGAUGAUGAUGAUGAUGAUGAUGAUGAUGAUGAUGAUGAUGAUGAUGAUGAUGAUGAUGAUGAUGAUGAUGAUGAUGAUGAUGAUGAUGAUGAUGAUGAUGAUGAUGAUGAUGAUGAUGAUGAUGAUGAUGAUGAUGAUGAUGAUGAUGAUGAUGAUGAUGAGGCUGAUGCUGAUGAUGCUGAGGCUGAUGCUCCUGCUGCUCAUUACCGACCGUAUCUGCCACCCCACAUGCCCAUACCUCCAGGAGAGCACCUCACAAUAACGUACCUGGACAGCAGCCUCGGGAGGGAGGCUCGGCAGAGGCAUCUGAAAGGGGCGUAUGGGUUUCACUGCACGUGCCAGCGCUGCCAGCAAGGGGACCUGUAG